Messenger RNA from Penicilliopsis zonata CBS 506.65, 1826 nucleotides. RefSeq lists its product as hypothetical. NCBI's taxonomy places the organism in Eukaryota, Fungi, Ascomycota, Eurotiomycetes, Eurotiales, Aspergillaceae. Bases 162 to 1826 code for a protein of 554 amino acids. The record is from RefSeq and is a predicted model, not a curated record. Gene Ontology annotation, cellular component: nucleus. The transcript is spliced from 2 exons. Gene Ontology annotation, biological process: mRNA splicing, via spliceosome.
CAGCACUCGCAAAACAACCCUCUCUCUGAUCAACUGGGGAAAACGAUGUCUCCUCGUUGAAUCUUUUUUUCUCUCUGUCUUUCCAGAAAAGUAACUCGUUUAACGGAUCCUCGCUAAAAGAGGAGGUUAGGAGACCUCUUCACGCCACCAACACCUCGACGAUGAACAACGAUCAAUUCCGCCGGCUUCUCUUUGACGAUGCUUCAAAGGGCUCUUCGAGUCUGAAAAAGACAAGCCCACAUGGGCCGCUGUCUAGCCAAAAAGAAAAUGCCACGGCUGGCACCCCUGGCAGUGCGCUGCUCGGAUCGCGGAUGCGGUCGAGUAUCCCCAUGACGCCACGCUCCGUCACGGGGGUAGACUUUGCGCGUCAGCUCGCCGAACAUCGUCGCGAAACCGACCAGCCUCCCACAAAGCGAUUCAAGUCGUCUGCCGCUCCGAAGGGGACCAAGUUACCGUCUGGGUAUCAAGAUCGGACUCAGCAACGACAAACGCAAGAUGAAUCCACCUCGGAGGUUGAGAAACGCAUCGUCGCGCUGGAGGAGAUGGCCAAACUCGGGCAGAUCGACCAGGCUACGCUCGACAAGUUACGGUCCGAGCUGGGUGUGGGCGGAGAUCUGAAGAGCACACAUAUGGUUAAAGGCUUGGAUUGGGAGCUACUCAGACGCAUCAGAUCCGGGGAUGAUGUAAAUGUGUCUGUUGAGAAGGUUUCCGCUGAGAGUGAACAGACAGAAGAACCGGUCGAAGAAGAUGUGGAUAACGAGUUUGAUCGUGUCUUAGAAGAGAGGGGAAAGGAAGUGAUCUCAUCCGCACCCAAAGAGAAGAGGAUGAAGAAAGGAGUUCUGGCGGCUCAACCUCGAUUGGCAGCGCCUACGAACCAAAAGAAGUCGAGAGAUGAAAUUCUUAGGCAACUUAAAGCUAGCAGAGCUGCCGCUGCCAGCGGUGGUGUCCCAGAAUCCGCUGAAACGCAAGAAUCAACUUUGGGGACCAAGUUCAAAAGAAUCGGAGACCGGAAACCCGAAAGAAAGCGCUUUGUUGAAUCCGAUGAGACCGGGAGGCGGCGAGAGGUUCUUCUGAUAACUGAUGCCGAGGGAAAUACGAAACGAAAGGUCCGCUGGCUUGAUAAGCCAGGAACUACUGGUGGAAAGGAUAGUCUGUUACUCCCUGAUAAGGAUGCCAAACCGCUGGGAAUGGAGGUCCCUGCAGCAAUCGCCGCAAAACUUGCCGCUGCGACUGUUCCUGAUGAUGAUGAUGAUGACAUUUUUGCCGGUGCUGGUACGGAUUAUAAUCCCCUAGCUGAUAUCGGCGAUGAAGACGAUUCUUCUUCAGGGUCUGAGGACGGUGAGGCCGUUGAAGGGAAGUCUCUGGAGCCUGCCAAGACGCCAAUCGAUCGCGCUGGGAAGUCGGAGCCAACGAUAUCGAAGCCUCGCAACUACUUCUCGACAUCCUCCACAACCGAGAUGGUGGAGUCUGACGAUCGCUCCAAUCCACUCACCAACGACCCCACUAUCCUUGCAGCCCUGAAAAGAGCCGCUGCGCUUCGACAAGAAGGCGGGGAAGAGCUGGACGAUGAUGUCGACGCGGAAACGCAACUUCGGCGGAGGAAGUUCCUGGACGAGGCCCGAUGCAGGGAGGCUCAAGAUGCAAUGGAUAUGGAUCUUGGAUUUGGCAGCAGUCGUGUCGAGGACGGUGAGGAUGACGAAGCGGUCAUCUUCGAGGAACGCGGCGCCAAAAAGCGAAAGCGUGGCCCCAAGAAGAAGAAGGGCGACAAGGACAGUGCUUCAGACGUGUUACGCGUGUUGGAGGGAAGGAAAAAGGCAGUAGAAUAG